Messenger RNA from Ilyonectria robusta, 1229 nucleotides. RefSeq lists its product as uncharacterized. Gene Ontology annotation, cellular component: endoplasmic reticulum. Lineage: Eukaryota; Fungi; Ascomycota; Sordariomycetes; Hypocreales; Nectriaceae. Gene Ontology annotation, biological process: polyprenol catabolic process; dolichol-linked oligosaccharide biosynthetic process. The coding region runs from base 83 to 1033 and encodes 316 amino acids. The record is from RefSeq and is a predicted model, not a curated record. Gene Ontology annotation, molecular function: 3-oxo-5-alpha-steroid 4-dehydrogenase activity. The transcript is spliced from 2 exons.
CUCCUCCAUCCUUAAUCCUCAACAAACUACUUUUCUCUUCUGCCCAUGCUGAGGUAACACGCAACCCAUACGGAAAUAAAGCAUGGGUUCGUUGGAUGCGCUGUUUGAGCUGGCAUUGGGCCUCACGCCAGCCCAAUGGUGCCAGACCUUCUUCCUCCUCGCCACAGGUAUCAUCGUCGCCAUCCAAGCCCUUCCCAGCCAUGUCCGCGGUGCUGUGAUGAACUAUGGCGCACGGCGGCCCCAGGACGCCGGGAAGAAGCCAGAGAAGCCCGCAGGGGCUCUCGGAGCCCUGUGGGGACUGGUGACCAUGUUGACGGAGUUUGGACAAGUUCCUCAUUCCUGGUUUCUUCACUUCUACAUCCUCUCGGCAUCUUUCUCCGCAUUCUGGGCAUGGCAGUACUUCCAGAGAGGCAGCUUGAUGAGGGAGAUAGCAAAGCUACAGGACAGGGCCGGGGGGCCAUCGAUGGAAUUGGGACAGGUGUACGCCGCGUGGCUGCUGAUGGCGCUGCAAGGCUCGAGACGGCUCUACGAGAGUCUGUAUGUGUCCAAGCCAGGAUCAUCCCCCAUGUGGGUCAUCCAUUGGGCCCUUGGACUUGUGUACUACACGACUAUGGCUGUGUCUGUCUGGGUUGAGGGCUCUAGCGCGAUUCUUGAAUCAUGGGAGUCGCCUCACCAGGGCCCGUUGUUGAUGCGAAAGCUGCCAUCCGGGCUGGCAUUGUAUUUCGUGGCUUGCAUGAAGCAGAACCAGUGUCACCGCUAUCUGGCAAGUCUGAAAAAGUACACCCUUCCCAACGAAGGGUGGUUUCGAUUCUUCAUUUGCCCGCACUACACCUGCGAGUGCCUCCUCUAUGUCGCCAUUGCCUGGGUUGCUGCACCCCCAGGCCAGCUAUUCAACACGACGGUCCUCUUAGGCCUUUUAUUCGUGGCUGUGAAUCUAGGAGCAACGGCGUUCGGGACUAAAAAGUGGUACGUGGAAAAGUUUGGUGCCGACAAGGUGGCCGGGAGGUGGGUGAUGAUACCCUUUAUAUUUUAAGCUCACUGAAGGGCUUGGCCCAUUCAACGCUUGAGAAACAUGCCAAGCUUGUUUGCGACCUUUGAGACACCCAGCACGUCUCGGUACGUCAGGCUUGUACGGGUCUGGCGGAUGUUGCGGCCAUCGGCAAACGCAUCGGCAUCCCGCAGCAGAGACCAGUUGGCAAUGCUGUCGGCAGAGAGCUCGGCGUCCUCCU